AUGGGCCCCUCUGUCAAACGCCGCAAGGUCUCCAAAACCGAAGAAGUCAAUUUCGACCCAGAGGCCCGUCAAGAAUGGCUGACUGGGUUCCGCAAGCGCAAGCAGGAACGUCUUAAGCAUGGGCAGGCUGCGGCUGAGAAGAGAUACAAGGAGGAGCGCAGACAUGAUCGUGCCAGGAUGCGCGAAGAACGUGCCGCUGAAUACAAAGAGGCUUUGGAAGAGCAUCAAAGACAACUGAAGCGUCUCAAGGAGAUGGACAAGCAGCUGGACAGGGAGGUGAACGGCGAUACCAGCGACGCCAACCCCGAUGCCGACUCGGACGAUGAGGAAUGGGGCGGCAUCGAGGAACCACCCGCGGUAGACUACGAGGCGGAAUAUAUCGACGAAGACAAAUACACAACCGUGACAGUGGAGGAAAUGGACCCGUCGCGAGAGGGUUUACGAAAGGCAGUACGAGAGAACGACUCCGACGCGGAAGAGGAGAAGAAGGAAUACCCGGUCGAGUCUGCCGAAGAAAAGGCCGACGAGAAGAAACCCAAGAAAGCGAAGAAGUACGGAGCAGACCGACCUAAGAAGGUCAAUAAGAAGCGGUCCUUCCGGUAUGAGAGCAAGGCGGACCGGAAAGUCAACCACGCCAAGCAACGGGCAUCAAAGUCGAAGAAGGCCGAUGCACGGAGAGAGAAGUGA
Penicillium waksmanii is the source of this 687-nucleotide messenger RNA. RefSeq names its product rRNA-processing protein RRP17. Gene Ontology annotation, cellular component: nucleolus. Gene Ontology annotation, molecular function: RNA binding. The transcript has 2 exons. Bases 1 to 687 code for a protein of 228 amino acids. The record is from RefSeq and is a predicted model, not a curated record. NCBI's taxonomy places the organism in Eukaryota, Fungi, Ascomycota, Eurotiomycetes, Eurotiales, Aspergillaceae.